UUUCUUUUUGACAUUCGUAUUUCGCAUAUUUGUAUUAUUCAUAAUUUUUGCCACAGAAUAAAAUAAUUUUUUAAUAAUUUCUACAUAAAAUAAUUUUUUUAUUAUAUCAAAAUAAAAUUGAAAUAUAAAUCAUUAUGUCGAAAAUCUUUACUCCAACAAACCAGAUACGUCUAACAAAUGUAGCAGUUGUAAGGCUGAAAAAAGGUGGCAAACGAUUUGAAAUUGCUUGCUACAAAAACAAAGUCCUAUCCUGGCGUAGCAACACAGAAAAGGAUAUUGACGAAGUUCUUCAGACACAUACAGUUUUCACAAAUGUGUCCAAAGGGCAAGCGGCAAAAAAAGAAGAACUAAUGAAGGCAUUUGGAAAAAGUGAUGAAACCGAAGUAUGCAAGGAGAUUCUAGCAAAAGGAGAACUCCAGGUAUCUGAGAAGGAACGACAAUCUGUUCUAGAUACCCAAUUAAAUAGCAUUAUAAACAGUGUGGCAGCAUUAUGUGUUAACCCUGAGACUCGUCGUCCCUAUCCGGCAACCAUUAUUGAAAAGUCACUAAAGGAUGCUCACUUUUCUGUUAAAAUGAACAAAAAUACAAAGCAACAGACACUAGAUGCUAUAAAGUUACUCCGUGAACAUAUACCAUUAGAGCGUUCACGCAUGAAGCUCCGUGUUUCUUUUGCUGGCAAAGAAGGAGGCAAUCGGUUGAAAGAGUCUGUUAGCAAAUUAGCUACAAAAGUUGAACAUGAAGAAUGGGAUGAUGCUAUACUGCAUAUGACAUUAUUUAUAGACCCUGGUAACUACCGUGUUAUCGACGACCUUAUACGAAAUGAAACCAGAGGCAAAGGACUUGUUGAACUAAUCGAGUUAAAGGAAGUUGUGGAGAGCGAAGAAAUUUUUUAAUUGUAUCAGUUUUAUAAUAUAUGUUUUAAAAAUUGUUACUGA
Molecule: messenger RNA, 935 nt
Organism: Zeugodacus cucurbitae (melon fly)
Lineage: Eukaryota; Metazoa; Arthropoda; Insecta; Diptera; Tephritidae
Gene: Sbds
Product: ribosome maturation protein SBDS
Exons: 2
Coding region: 135-893 (252 amino acids)
Biological process (GO): cytosolic ribosome assembly; ribosome biogenesis
Source: RefSeq, a predicted model, not a curated record